Aspergillus ochraceoroseus IBT 24754 is the source of this 1572-nucleotide messenger RNA. Its product is annotated as glycoside hydrolase family 72 protein. Bases 4 to 1527 code for a protein of 507 amino acids. Gene Ontology annotation, cellular component: fungal-type cell wall; cytoplasm. The record is from RefSeq and is a predicted model, not a curated record. The transcript is spliced from 5 exons. Gene Ontology annotation, biological process: fungal-type cell wall (1->3)-beta-D-glucan biosynthetic process. Gene Ontology annotation, molecular function: 1,3-beta-glucanosyltransferase activity. Lineage: Eukaryota; Fungi; Ascomycota; Eurotiomycetes; Eurotiales; Aspergillaceae.
AAAAUGAAGCUCGCUCUCGUGGCAGCUGCCCUCGUGGGCACUGCUUUCGCAAAUAUCGAUCCCAUCAUUAUCAAGGGCUCGAAAUUCUUCUACUCUAGCAACAACACACAAUUCUAUAUCCGUGGUGUCGCCUACCAACAGGACUACUCCAGCAAUGGCACCACCGACGGCAGCACCAGCUACAUCGAUCCCCUAUCAGAUGUCACCACCUGCAAGCGUGAUAUCCCCAUCAUGCAGGACCUUAACACCAACACUAUCCGUGUCUAUGCGGUUGACCCUACUGCGAAUCACGACGAGUGCAUGUCGCUUCUUGCUGAUGCCGGCAUCUACGUGAUUGCCGACUUGUCUGAUCCCACUCAGUCCAUUGAUCGCAACGAUCCCCGCUGGGAGACUUCUCUCUACACUCGCUAUACCAACGUUAUUGAUGCCUUCGCAGGCUACAAGAAUACUCUUGGAUUCUUUGCGGGAAAUGAGGUCUCCAACACUGUCUCGACCACCGACGCAAGCGCCUUUGUCAAGGCCGCUGUGCGUGACAUGAAGGCCUACAUCAAGGCCAAGAGCUACCGUUCGAUGGGCGUCGGAUAUGCUACAAAUGACGAUUCCACGAUCCGUGUCAACAUGGCUGACUACUUCAAUUGCGGGGAUACCGAGGAUGGUAUUGAUUUCUGGGGAUACAACAUCUACUCCUGGUGUGGAGACUCCAGCUACAAGGUUUCCGGAUACCAGGAGCGCACCGAGGAGUUCAGCAACUACUCCGUGCCUGUGUUCUUCGCCGAAUACGGCUGCAACGAGGUUCAGCCCCGCACCUUCACUGAAGUCAAGGCUCUCUUUGGCGACGAGAUGAACGACGUGUGGUCUGGUGGAAUUGUCUACAUGUAUUUCCAAGAGUCCAACAACUACGGUCUUGUCUCCGUUAUUGACAGCACCAGCGUCUCCAAGAUGACCGACUACACCUACUACUCCAGUGAAAUCAACGCCGUUUCGCCUACCGGUACCAACAAGGCGUCCUAUACCCCCACCAACAGUGCGCUGCAGGAUUGCCCAGCCGUGACCAGCGACUGGCUGGCCACCGCCACUCCCCUGCCUCCCACCCCCAACUCCGAGCUGUGCUCUUGCAUGAACAAGGCUGCCAGCUGUGUCGUGGAUAGCUCUGUCUCCAGCAAGGACUACGCCGAUCUCUUCUCGGUGCUCUGUGGUCUCACCAGCUGUGCGGGUGUCAAGGCUAACGGCACCACGGGCGUUUACGGUGCCUACGGCAUGUGCACACCCGAGCAGCAGCUCAACUUCGUUCUCAACAAGUACUACAGCGAACAGAGCUCUGCUUCCACAGCCUGCGACUUCAGCGGCUCUGCCACCAUCACCUCUGCCGCCUCCGCCACCGGAACCUGCAGCUCCAUGAUCAAGGCCGCUGGCACCGCUGGCACCGGCACCGUCACCACCAGCGCCUCGGUCUCUACCACUACUUCCUCCUCUGGAGCGGGUCGUCCUCGAGGAUUGUUCAUCAAUGCACUGGCCCAUCUGGUCUAGUUUCUUUUUUUUUUUUUUUUUUUUUGUCCGCCGAUUGUAAAUUAA